UGGAGGCCGCCGCCUGACAUAGCGGUUAUCAAUCGCCCCUCGACCGUAGAUUCAUCUGAUUUAAAUAUUCGGCUUCAUCACCGCAAAGGCCCCGUCCGAACUCUGAAAUUCCUACACUCACGCACAACAAGCAUCCAUGCCUUCUGUCGUCGCAAAUACUGCCGGGUCAAAUGGAACCACCAAGCCAUGGAGAGCGGUCGAAACCGUGGGCAUCCCCCCGAGAACGACCUUCGCUUUCGACGCUAUGGAGGAUGCUCUGGCGGCGUUUGAGGCCGGAGAGUUUCUGGUGGUCAUGGAUGAUGAGAAUCGAGAGAACGAGGGCGAUCUCAUAAUUGCUGCAGCCCACUGCACGACCGAAAAAAUGGCAUGGAUGAUCAAACACACCAGUGGCUACAUCUGCAUCGCACUCCCAGGGGACAGACUAAAGGAGCUCGACAUCCCGAUGAUGGUUCCGGAUAACCAGGAGAGACAUCGUACCGCAUACACGGUCACGGUCGACUACAAACACGGAGUGACCACCGGGAUCUCUGCGGGAGACCGAAGCCGCACCGCCCGGGCUCUCGCCUCUCCGUCUUCCGUCCCGGCGGAUUUUACACGUCCGGGCCACAUGGUGCCCCUGCGUGCGGUGGAAGGCGGCGUUUUGGCACGAAAGGGCCACACGGAAAGCGGGGUCGAUCUGUGCCGGCUCACGAAGCUGCCUCCCGCAGGUGUGCUGUGCGAACUCGUGAACGACGAUGCGCAAGGGACGAUGGCUCGCCGCGACGACUGCAGGGCGUUCGCCGAUCGCUGGGGGCUUAAAAUGAUCAGUGUAGAGAUGCUGGCCGAGUGGAGGAGGACACAUUGAUCCCAAGCUAAGAAAUAUUUAUGAUCCAAUUUAUCAAUAAGGCGAAAAUCCACAUGUAGACGUCGCAUACGAACUUAAUCGGAAUUUAUGCUUUGCUUGGGGUCUUUCCAAGGGACCACCCGACCUGCAGCUAGUAGUCUCGACGGGGACCGCGGAGUUCGAAACGAGAUCAUCGUCGAAUCUGCCGCGCUCCAUGAGCAUCUUUGACAGCAAACAGGCACGCAGCUUACGCAAUGACGCCCUUGGGGAAAAGGACCACAACGGUGCUUCCGCCGUACGCAAAAUACCUGUAGAAAGGAAAUGAAUACCACUCAGAUAUGCUUCGACAAUGCGCGCACCCCAGUUCUUCGCCUUGCUUGAUCGUCUCUCCUGGCUCGCCGCCAUUCGUCCAACGGAUGCUUCCAACCAGAAGCGCACCAAUCGCAACGAAAGCAACGGGGAGGCCGGUACCGCUGUGAGUUAGAUAGAGAACCGAACGGGAGUUGGCAGUGAACACAUCGAAACCGGGUUCGUUCACCGCCUGUGGAUUCACGGUGUAAUACUGUCCGGGAAUGUGCACCGUCUCCCCAACGGUACCGUCCAACGGGGAGUGGAAGCGGUGGUAAUCAGAUGGUGCAAGACGGAAGAUAGCCAGACUGGAUCCUUCAAAGGUGAUAGCCUUCUCGGAGUUUGGCUCGACGCCAAGCAAAUUGGGAACGGUGAACUGGCGACCUGUACAUGGCCAAAUGAGACGCGGAGAGGAGCAGGGUGGAGUUGCAGUGACCUUUGACCCAGAAUUCUUUGGCCAGAUCAAUACUAGGAUAAACAGUCAAGCGGCAGUCUGCUGCGCUGCAGAAGGCCGAGGAGUCCCCAGGAUGGGCAACAGGUCGUGCGUCAGAUUUGAGUUUGCGAAAGAAGAACUCAUUGAAGGUCUUGUAUUUGGAGAGAUCGGGCUCGAGCAACUCGUCAGUGCUGAGUUCAUACGUCUUCACGAAGGAGGCGAUGGAAGCCGUCGACUCGGGGCUGUCAUAUACUUUGCCCUCCUGAUCAACUCGGUGAGUCAAGAGAAAGGGCCAGUGUUGGGAGUGCCUGACCUUGAUUGACUGUUCCCGAAGAAGAUCCUCGAUGUGCUGCCAGUGAAGGACCUUGAUCUGGCCGCUACCGUAGAACAGGAGGUGCAUCCCGAUUCUACGACCAGGUUUAAUUGACGCUUGAGCAUACAUCACACACACCGAACCUGGCAUAGAUGGGCAUGGCUUCGAAGAUCUGGUCCUUCGAGCCACGAAUGGCGACGAAGUUGCCAAUGUGAUAGGCAUUGGCAAGUUUCUCGAUACCCGGUAUGAGCUUGUGAAUCCACGGAAUGGAGAAGAUGGUGUGAGAGCUGGCAUGAAUCCCCUGGGAUACAUCCGUGUGGUUCGCACUAUGGUCGACGAGAGCCACAAGCCCCUCUGCAGCCUGGUCGGAGGUGAGAUGAGGAAGGGUGUUGUUUUCCGGGUGGAUGUUCUCGAUGGGCUUUUCAGGAAGCGGCAUGUCGUCUUCAGAGAUGUUGGUGGCGCGAGAGAAGGGGUAUAAGGAAGCGAGGCAAGACGCCAUACUUAA
Mycena citricolor is the source of this 2422-nucleotide messenger RNA. NCBI's taxonomy places the organism in Eukaryota, Fungi, Basidiomycota, Agaricomycetes, Agaricales, Mycenaceae. The record is from the annotation of a GenBank genome assembly.